Molecule: messenger RNA, 3297 nt
Organism: Lachancea mirantina
Lineage: Eukaryota; Fungi; Ascomycota; Saccharomycetes; Saccharomycetales; Saccharomycetaceae
Source: the annotation of a GenBank genome assembly
AUGUCAAUGGGGAAAGACAAUGCGACGAGCCCGGGGUUCAGUGUAGUCACUUUCAGUUAUUUUGAUCCAUUUGAAGUGUUUGAUGCUUUGAAAGCAGAAAUUGAAUUGAGAUUACCAUUCCAAAAUUUGCAUUGGAAACCGAUAGACGGAACUUUAAGGACGAUUCGACAACUACCAGUGCGAUUAAUAGCCGAAACAAGUAUAAAUGGCGAGACCACGCAGUUACAGGAACCUUUCAUAAUGUUUCUUAUUGUAAGUUGUUCGUCAAUUGAUGAAUAUAGGGCCAAAGUAAGGCCGCUGGUGCGACAAUGGUUAUCUGGUUCAGAUCGUGUUACAGAAAUGUCUACCAAGAGGAUAAUACUUUUGAGAUGCAAUUUGGAAGUCUUGGACUCGAAUUUGUUCAAGACUAUAUCACUUAUAGAGAAAUUCGCCAAAGAUUUCCCACAGAUGCCGGUUAUCGAAAUGAAAACAAUUUAUAAGUCUGAAGGUGAACGACGCGAGUUUUGGACUAGUAUAAUGAGUAGAUUGGGUUCGUGCGUAAUAGAGAUUUUUCAAGAAAGGCUCAAAACAAUUGAAGAUCAAAUUCGGAAUUCGAACUCAAACGAUUUGGUUGAAAUAGCGAAACAACAAGAACAAGUUUUAAGACUUUAUUUGGCCUUUAGCUUGCAAGAUGAGGCUUCAAAUGAACUGAAAAUAUACGAGAGGGAACUACGUGCCGCAACAAACGUCAAAUUACCAACGGGUCGCCUUGAAAUCCCAUUCUCAUUUGAAAAUUCGACUGGAGGCCAAAACACUUCCAUUGCAUCUUUGUUGGCCCAAAACGAACUCAAUACAUUUCAGGUGACAAAAUUUUUCUUUCUCAGGCAAUUAGAGUUGAUCUACAAUCAGCAACCGCAAGCUUCUCGAUUUGGCAGGCUCUACGCGCAUAUUUUGAGCUUUUUGACAAAUGUGAGAGCUACGUUUCUCAAUAGUGCCAAUUUGCAUGAAUUCGAAUAUUACUUCUUGGAUAAUUUAAUUUCCUUAGUAUUUGCCUCGGAAGAAUCAGGAGCAUUGGCUUCUGAACUGGAAGUUAAUCUUAAACUGCUUCAAAGAGACGUUUGGCUCAGUUUAGUUUACAACAACUCUAAAUUUCGCGCCCUAGAGAAAAGGUAUCAAUUGAACAAUUGCGUAUGCUCCCAAGAGCCUUUGAAAAAAACCUUUCAAGAUGAAGAAACGUUUCAACAGAAUUAUUUGAAAUUGACCAAAGAAAUCAUAUCUUUGACUUCCCAAUGCAGUUCCAAAAGGCAAAGGACUGCGGAUCUUCUGUCAGUCGAUGUUGCACUCAUGUACUACCAAAUGGAAGAUUAUGAAAAUGCUAUUGGCGUCUUGACGUCUUGUUUCGAGUAUUAUAAAGAGAGCGAAUGGAAUGUAAUAGGUACGGCUUUGUUGGAACGAUUUGUGGAUUGUUUGAUUAAAUGCCCUGAUAUAAAGGGGAUAUCCAUUGAAGAUGACGACGAAAAAGUACCCACAGGCCCAUUACUUCGGAAUUCAAUUUUAAAUUUAAUUUCUGCGUCGGAAAGUGGAAAUGCAGAGCUUUGGGAUCGCUUUGUUAAAACAAAUAAUGAUGAUAUGGAUAACUUGGUAUAUCCUCUUGAAAAUCUAUUUGAUGUCAAAGUUGAUUCGCGUAUUAAUGUCACGAAUUCAAACGUUUUCGUUCUGAAGAUUAUGUUAACCAAUGUCAAAGUUACGAGCACUAUAACAUCCUCCAACAUUAGCGUUUUGUUGAAAAACCAUAGUGAUGAAUUUCUUCGAUUCGAAGCAGAGAACAUAGCUUUGAAUUAUGGUGAAAACUCUGUUUUAUUAGGAUCAACCAAGGUGAUUUUUGGUACCUUCGAAUUAGUGAACUUAGGAGUAACAAUCGGCAAUACAUCUUUGUCUAAGGAUUUUGGUGAUUCAGAGGUGAGUGAAGAAAUUUUAGUGGAGAAACCGGCACAGUCCUCAUGUUUUGAUGCUAUUCUUUCACCACCUCAACAUUUCGAUCUCUCGACAAGCUAUGUGACCCUCAAUUUCCUUAACGAACACAAGGUUUCUGACUUCAGUUUAGAACUUACAAUACUAGAACCCAACAAGUUUAGAAAGGCAGGCGCAGCAUUUGAUACAGAAGGUCAGGAGUUUUCAACGGUAAUUUCUGAUGUUAAACAAAGACGUGUGGUAUUCUAUUGCCUUCGACCCAUUGACAAGAUUUUGAUCAGGCAGAGACUUUCGUUCAAAUUGAAAGCUAAUCCUGACACUGAAUUUUUCCAAUCUCAAACCACCGAAAUACGUUGCAAGCUUCCCAUAACAGUAUCAGUGGAAGACAUUCUAAAGGGCCAGGAUUUUUACUUCAAAUUUCUUCUGAACGCCGCAUCUACCGAAGAGCCCAUCUUAGUUCACUCCACUGAAUUGACAGCUUCAAACGAUUACCUGACUUGUGAGAGCUUUCAAUGCCAGCAACCUCUUCUGCUAAAUGGAGACGAGAGCAGUACCUGUUUCAAUUUUUUUCGUGUGAAGCCGAAAGACAAUCACAGAUUCAAUGCAAGAGAUGUUUUCUCUCUUAACGUGCAAUUCAAUACAAUGCGAAAACAACUCGAACACCUGGUAACGAAUGCUUUACUCUUCCAGGGUGAUAUCGAUAGAAUAUCUAAAUUGGAAGCGGUAAGAUCAUUUUGGGAUUAUUAUAUUUUGCCAAAAAUCGAUUUUAAUUACAGAGCUUUCCAAGAUAAAAGCAUCGUGAAGCUAAGAGAUGAAUCUGAGAACGUCCAAUCACUCUUGAAAAAGAUAAAUGAACAUGUUGAUCAACAAGAAAUUCGCCAGUGGAUGCGAGAUUGGCUAAAAAAGCUUAUUAGUGGCGUUAAAGUUGACGACUCCGAGGUUGCCGGCUUUCUCAAAGAUUUGGAUAAAUGUAGCCUUAAUGUGACAGUGAAUUUACCCCCAAUAAGCCAAUCGUUUGAGGUCGAACUAAACCCGUCAGAAAACAAAUACUUGGAGCUCGGAAAUCCAACGACUUUUUAUCUGUCUAUUCGCAAUUUAGCACAUUUGUGGAUUGACGGUGACCAUUCUAAACAUACUUACGUUUUUGAAUUGCUGACUAGCAGCGAUUGGCUGGUCAAUGGUCGUAGAAAGUUUUCGCUGGAAAAUCAAGACACCCAAACAGAAGUUGUCCUUUUACCAUUAAAACGCGGGCGUUUGAACUAUCCCCGAAUCGAGAUCUAUGAUCAAAACCAAAAACUUAAUUGCGUCUACUUUGUAAAUAUGCAUGAGACGCUGGUUGUAAUUUGA